This is a messenger RNA of Eucalyptus grandis, 987 nucleotides long. RefSeq names its product glycosyl hydrolase 5 family protein. The record is from RefSeq and is a predicted model, not a curated record. Lineage: Eukaryota; Viridiplantae; Streptophyta; Magnoliopsida; Myrtales; Myrtaceae. The transcript has 2 exons. Gene Ontology annotation, molecular function: hydrolase activity, hydrolyzing O-glycosyl compounds. Bases 1 to 987 code for a protein of 328 amino acids.
AUGAGCUCCGCCGAGCACGACUGGUACCAGUACAUUCGCACUGCAGCGACCAAGCUCCACCGGGCCAACCCGAACGUGCUGGUCAUCCUCUCGGGCCUGACUUGGGCCUCCAAUCUCGGCUUCCUGAGGAAGAGGCCCGUGGGCCUCCACUUGGGCCGCAAACCGGUCCACGAAUCCCACCGGUACUCGUUCAGAGCGGACUGGAAGAUCUGGGAGGUCCAGCCCGUGGACCGGGUCUGCGCCGACGCCGUGCAGAGGAUGGAUGACCAAGUUGGGUUCCUCUCGAGCGGCCCCGGCGCGGCCCCGCUGUUCCUAGGUGAGUUGGGGCUUGACCAGACCGGGAAAAGCCGGGCUGAUGACUGGUUACUGAGCUGCUUCAUGGGGUACGCCGCGGGGAAAGACUUGGACUGGGCCUUGUGGGCAUUGCAGGGGAGCUAUUAUUACCGGGAAAGGGUCGUCAGGCCUGAAAAGACCUUCGGCGUGGUCGAUUUCAAUUGGGAUGGGCUCCGAAACCCAAAGUUUGGGGAGAGGUUUCAACAAGUGCAUACGAUGAUUCAAGAUCCGAGCUCCAAUUCACCCAUGUCCUACAUCAUGUACCACCCGCAAAGCGGCCUCUGCAUCCGAGCAAAUAACAACCACGAGAUUGGCACGGCUGAGCGCCAGCUUUGGAGCAGGUGGAGCCACUACCGAGACGGCGGCCCGAUCAGGUUGAUGGGCACUCCUCUCUGCCUCCAAGCCCUCGGCGAUGGGCUCCCGCCGGCGCUUUCCAACGACUGCUCGAGCCAGCGAAGCGCUUGGAGAUCAAUCUCCAACUCGAAGCUUCACGUAGCAGCCACGGAUGAACAUGGGAACCGCCUCUGCUUGGAGAAGAAGUCGAAUGAAUCUUCCGUGAUCUUGACCAGGAAGUGCAUCUGCGUUGAUGAUGAUUCUGGGUGCAUGGAGAAUCCACAGGGCCAGUGGUUCAAGUUCGUGCCCACGAAUACGUGA